Salvia splendens (bonfire salvia) is the source of this 2286-nucleotide messenger RNA. RefSeq lists its product as uncharacterized. The coding region runs from base 1 to 2286 and encodes 761 amino acids. Gene Ontology annotation, molecular function: nucleic acid binding. NCBI's taxonomy places the organism in Eukaryota, Viridiplantae, Streptophyta, Magnoliopsida, Lamiales, Lamiaceae. The transcript is spliced from 5 exons. The record is from RefSeq and is a predicted model, not a curated record.
AUGGAGAUUUUUGGCAAGCUUGAGAUCAACCUGCUGGUUCUACAAGCAUUGAAACUACCUCCGUUCAGCAGGUUUAUCAAGGACUUCAUAGCUGGAAAAGAUAAGGCCGAUGGGAAGAUUGUGAUUGGAGAAAGUGUGUCUGCUGUAAUCCAGAAGAAGAGACUUCAUUCCAAGAGAACUGACCCUGGGAUAUUUACUAUACCCAUCAUUAUUGGUGAUGUUAAGAUUCAGCAUGCUAUGUGUGAUUUGGGGGCCUCUAUUAAUGUGUUGCCUUUCUCAGUUUACAAGAGAUUGACUAGAGUCAGCCUAGUAGAUAUAAAGGUGGUUAUCCAGCUCGCGGAUAGAUCAUGCAUUAGUCUUGGAGGAGUACUGGAAAAUGUGAUCGUGAGGGUACAUGAUUUCCUAUACCCUGCUGAUUUUCACGUGAUCCGUAUGAAUGAGUCUGAAGCUGGUGAAUCCAGUGGAGUAUUGUUGGGGAGGCCAUUCCUGCGAACGGCCAAAACUAUAAUUGAUGUGAGUGACAGUAGAAUUUGCUUAGAUUAUCAUGUGGGGAAAUUCACUUUCAAUAUUGACGAAGCAAUGAAAAAACCAUUGGAUACUGAAAAUCUACAUUCUUUGGAUGUGAUAUACCCAUUAGUCCAAGAAUUUCAAGAGACUAAACUUCUACAGGAGCAGCUUGCAGCUGCUGAAAUGAAUGACUCAAUUGAAGAAGAGGUUUCCGGAUGGUGUGAAACACUUUUGACUCAGAACAUGACCGAUGAAGAGAUUAAUGAUGCAAUCAUAGGAUUCUGCCAGAAGCCGACUUCUACUAGAUCAACUGGUUCUGCUCAACUGAGCAGUCUGGAAAAGGUGUCCGAUUUUGAGGAAUUAGCAGCAAAGGAUAUGGAGAAAAAUCCAUUACCCCAGGAGGCGGUCACACCUAAGAAAGAGUUGAAGACGUUACCCCCGGGAUUAAAGUAUGUCUACCUCGGAGAUGAAGAAACCUUUCCAAUAAUCAUCAACAGCCACUUAACUGAGAAGCAAGAGGAAGAGUUAUUGGAAGUAUUGAGGAGAAACCAGAAGGCCAUCGGAUGGACCUUGUCGGACUUGGUCGGCAUCAGUCCUGACCUCUGUAUGCAUCACAUACACCUUGAAGAUGGUGCGAAGGCUCACAGAGAGCAACAAAGGAAGCUGAACCCCAACAUGAGAGAAGAGGUUCUAAAAGAAGUGCUGAAGCUACUAGCGUUGGGGAUUAUUUACUCCAUUUCUAAUAGCAAAUGGGUCAGUCCUAUACAUAUGGUACCAAAGAAGUCUGGAAUUCAGGUGGUUAAAAAUGAUAAGAACGAGCUGGUGCCCACAAGAUUGGUUACAGGGUGGAGGAUGUAUGGCUACAACGGGUAUUUUCAGAUUUAUGUGGACCCCGAAGAUCAGAAAAAGAAAACUUUCACAUGCCCAUUUGGGACAUAUGCGUAUAGGAGGAUGUCAUUUGGCCUCGGUAAUGCACCAGGGACAUUUCAAAUGUUCAUGAUGAGUAUUUUCUCCGACUUGCUCGAAGACUGCAUUGAGAUCUUCAUGGACGAUUUCACAGGGAUACAAGUUGAUAAGGCGAAGGUGGAGGUGAUAAACAAAUUGUCGUUCCCUACCAAUCAGAAAGAGAUACGGGCAUUUCUGGGACAUGCUGGGUUUUAUAGGAGGAUCGACUUGUCUCAGCCCCAAUCAUCAGCAGCUCCUGUCUGGAAUCAUCCUUUUGAGGUGAAGUGCAACGCCAACAACUUUGCAGUGGGAGCAGCCCUUGGACAGAAAAUAAAUGGGAAAAGUUAUGUCAUCUUCUAUGCUUCUAAAACUCUCAACCAAGCUCAGAAGAAUUAUGAUACUAUGGAGAAAGAGAUGCUGGCUAUAGUGUACUCUUUUGAAAAUUUUCGCCCUUAUUUACUUGGGUCCAAGUUUGGUCCGAAAAAGACAGCCAGGAAAGUCCUGGAUAGUGGUUUCUAUUGGCCGGAUCUACACAAGGAUGCCUAUGAAUUCUGCAAGAGGUGUAGUCGAUGUCAGUUGACAGAAGGGAUUUCUGCCAAAGAUGAGAUGCCGCAAGUACCCAUCGUGGUUUGUGAGAUAUUUGAUGUAUGUGGAAUGGAUUUUAUGGGCCCUUUUCAUUCAUCCUAUGGGAAUUCUUACAUUUUAGUCGUAGUUGACUAUGUAUCUAAGUGGGUGGAGGCUCAUCAUCCUGUGGGUAUUGAGCACAAGGCGUAUUGGCCAGUCAAGGAAGUGAACAUGCAACCUGAAGGGUGUGCUAAAGAAAGGAAGCUCUAA